AUGGCAAUGGUGAACAAUCCCGCUACAAGUGACGGGAAUUUUCCUGCUCCCGGUUGUGCAGUGCGGUGUUGGGAAAACACAAAAUAUGUCAGUAAAUGUGUGGACAAAAACACAUGUCUUUGCCAAGAUGCAGAAUAUCAUAACUCCGUCUUCAAAUGCAUAUAUUCCCAAUGCGAUACUGCACAUUUUGGUUCCGCGUUACAUCAUACAAUUACUCAAUGCGUUGGCGUUUCCGACAACAUCAUUCUAGCAGUACCUCGGCUUUCAAAUCACGAUUCUUUGCGUCGAAGAGAAGCUGAAUAUCUUCAAGGUGUCAAGAUAGAAGACUCGCAGUCAAUUGCGGGAUAUCCAACACUUAGCGGACUUCAGAUUCAAAGUGCUCUCCCAUUUGCACCUGCAGUAACCCUUUCAUCACUUCCACCCAUGGUGCACCUCACGAGAGACACUGUGGCAGCAUCAGUGACAACAUCCGCCACAGCGCCUUUUGAUUUGAUUCACACAACCUAUAAUACUGCCCCGGAACUCGUCACGGCCAGUCCCCUUCUUUAUACUGGAGACGCCUUUAAAAUACUGCCAAGCAUAGGGUUCCCUAUCCUAGCUCCCAUUUUAGGAUUAUACUUGGCUUUUUGA
Messenger RNA from Botrytis sinoallii, 630 nucleotides. RefSeq lists its product as uncharacterized. The transcript is spliced from 3 exons. The record is from RefSeq and is a predicted model, not a curated record. Lineage: Eukaryota; Fungi; Ascomycota; Leotiomycetes; Helotiales; Sclerotiniaceae. The coding region runs from base 1 to 630 and encodes 209 amino acids.